UAAAAAAACAGGAAAACAUGUUACAUAUUAAAAAUUGUAAAAUAAAAUUAGCUACCGUUUGAUGUUAUAUAUUAAAAAUUGUAAAAAAAAAUUGAAGCAAACCUUAGAACGGUGCCCGAUUUAUUCACCCCAUCCCUCUCUCUCAAUCGUGUUACAGAAAGCACCAUGGACCGCCGAGCGGCUGCCCCCUGAUUUGAAACAGGAAAGGCCAUUCCGCCGAACCGACGGCGCUGAGGUUCCUGUAGGUCUCCAGCAUCACCUCCUUGUAGAGACUCCUCUGGGACGGAUCCAGCAGACUCCAUUCCUCCCACGUGAAGUCGACCCGCAUGUCAUCCGAGGUCACGGCGUUCUAAAAUAUCCCACACGGGAUACCAAACACGUCAUGCAAGGUCACUGCGUUCAAAAAUAUCCCACACGGGAUACUGAACACGUCAUCAUAUGAUAUCGAAUACGUCAUGCAAGGUCACGGUCUGCUUCUGCUGCUGCUGCUGCUGGUAGUGGUGGUUCUACAUUUGUCCUUUUGUGGUGCUGGCUCAGAACAUAACAAAGCUGCCCAGAGCUGCCGACUCACAGAUGUUUUCCUCUACCCAUCUGAGAGAGAGCUGGCCGAGGGCAGUGCAGCUGGCAAGUGGUCUGCAGGCCGCAUCAGCUCCUGGGUGGGCUUCUCCAUCUUCAUCUUGACGGCAUCGGUUGGGACGCUCUGCUACCUGCGUGGAGUCUCAGGAAAGAACCUGGGGUCUCCCUGUGUGGACAAUGACAUUCGCUUCCCACCCGAGCAAGAGGUGACCUCCGUGAACUCUGGUCUACCCUGGGUCCGCAUCGUCCACCCAAUUUCAAGAGAAUCUACCGUCAUGGCCAGUGUUUCUGAGCGUCCGCCGCCAGCCGACCCCAAGUGGGAAAUAUCGAGAACUCGGCUGACACUUGGUCAUUCUCUAGGAGAAGGCUGCUUUGGCCAGGUUUUUAAGGCAGAGGCUGUUGGCCUUCACCUGGACAACACUGCCAAGCCCGUCACCGUGGCUGUGAAAAUGCUGAAAGAUGAUGCCAACGGCCAGGACUUGUCGGACCUGGUGUCUGAGAUGGAGAUGAUGAAAGUUAUUGGCCGGCACGAGAACAUUAUCAACCUGCUGGGGGCCUGCACACAGGGCGGGCCAUUGUAUGUGCUGAUGGAGUACGCAGCCAAGGGCAACCUCCGGGACUUCCUGCGGGCACAAAGGCCGCUCAGCGCGGAAUGCUAUGGUGCCUCCAGGCUGCCAGAAGAACAGCUCACCCGCAAAGAUCUCGUGUCCUGUGCCUGUCAGGUGGCCCGAGGUAUGGAGCACCUGGCUUCUCGGAAGUGCGUUCACAGAGACUUGGCUGCCAGAAACGUGUUGGUGACUGAGGACAACGUGAUAAAGAUUGCAGAUUUUGGCCUGGCCCGUGAUGUGCACCGUCUGGGAUACUACAAGAAGAUCACGCACGGCCGGCUCCCCGUGAAGUGGAUGGCACCAGAGUCCCUGUUGGACGGAGUCUACACCCACCAGAGUGAUGUGUGGUCCUUUGGAGUCCUGCUCUGGGAGAUCUUUACCCUGGGGGGCUCCCCAUACCCCGGCAUCCCAGCGGAAGAGCUUUUCAAGCUGUUGAAAGCCGGCUACCGCAUGCACAAGCCUGCCGACUGCCCACACGACUUGUAUGUGGUCAUGCGGGACUGUUGGCGUGCGGUGCCUUCCCGGAGGCCCACCUUCAAGCUCCUGGUAGAGGGAUUCGAUGGCAUCCUCACGCACGUCAGCCCACGUGAGAACCACCCGACCCUGCCCUCCCUGAUCCCCGUGUGGGCCGCUCCUCCACGUUCCAGAUGGGGUCGGCUUGCGAGGGCCAGCCUGGACACAGAUGGCCGUGGGAUCGAGGGGAUGCGUCCUGACCCAGUCCUGUGACCUUCUCUGCCACCAGGUACGCCUGGACCUACCGAUGCCUUUUGAGCAGAGCUUGCCAGGUGAUGGGGAUACCGGGAGCCCCAGUUCCUUAGAGACGACUGUUCACCCACGCCCUGCUGCGCCCAACCCGACCCGAGCAUCGGAGGCCUCAGACGUGAGGGGCCCAGGAUCCCAUAGACCAAGCCCCGGUUAAUGUUUACGGAUAUAAAAACGUAUGGGGCCUUUACAAGUUGUAUUUGCUACAGGGUUAGCACUUCUUAUGUGACGCUUCCUCGUUUUGUAGGAUUGGCUAUGACGUUUCAAACCUAGUGAGAAAAAGCAGUGAA
This is a messenger RNA of Arvicola amphibius (Eurasian water vole), 2236 nucleotides long. Its product is annotated as fibroblast growth factor receptor 3-like. Gene Ontology annotation, cellular component: signaling receptor complex. The transcript has 10 exons. Gene Ontology annotation, biological process: positive regulation of MAPK cascade; multicellular organism development; protein phosphorylation. Gene Ontology annotation, molecular function: fibroblast growth factor binding; ATP binding; fibroblast growth factor receptor activity. NCBI's taxonomy places the organism in Eukaryota, Metazoa, Chordata, Mammalia, Rodentia, Cricetidae. The coding region runs from base 456 to 1910 and encodes 484 amino acids. The record is from RefSeq and is a predicted model, not a curated record.